Gasterosteus aculeatus aculeatus (three-spined stickleback) is the source of this 3872-nucleotide messenger RNA. It is a transcript of the gene wsb1, whose product is annotated as WD repeat and SOCS box containing 1. The record is from RefSeq and is a predicted model, not a curated record. Lineage: Eukaryota; Metazoa; Chordata; Actinopteri; Perciformes; Gasterosteidae. Gene Ontology annotation, molecular function: protein binding. Gene Ontology annotation, biological process: intracellular signal transduction; protein polyubiquitination.
UCCACUUCAUAAAAGCAGCUUCCGUUACGUCGUACCAAGUUACAAGUCAUUGUACUACCUGCGAUUGUCUACCCAACAAAUUCUGUAAUAACGUUUUAAAAGGGGUGUCAUUAUAGAUUGAACAGUAAAAACGUGUACUGGAAACGGAGCGAAGGAAAAGAAAACCACACAGAUCCACUCAGGGCAAACGACGACUAUAUUCUCCACCCGGGUCGCUACACUUGGCGGAGGGAUACUACAGACGUUAGCAGACAUCGGGCGGACAAGCCGCGCGUAGUCGCCGAGUUCCUCUUGAAACCUUCAUUUUACAGUUCGUGCUUAGCGUUCUCUCAGGUCUGUGCUCUAAUUUAGAUGGCAAGCUUCCCAGAUUCUGUAAACGAAAAUGAUAUAGGUCAAGCAAAGUUCAUCGGGGAACUCCUGGUGCCCGUUGCUCCCUUUGACCAGAAGUCUGGGCGUGAGGCGUGGACAGUAGCGUUUGCACCCAACGGUUCCUACUUUGCUUGGUCUCAGGGACAUCGCAUCGUGAGGCUCAUUCCCUGGGCAAAAUGUCUGAAGAACUUCUCGAUAGGCCACGAUGGAGAGGCAACCAAUGCUCUGAGCCCUCGCCGCUUGUCACGUCAGAACAGCGGCGAAGGCCAGCUGAUCCCCGAAGCCGACGAGCCCCGCGAACACACCAUCGACUGCGGUGACGUCGUCUGGGGCUUGGCCUUCGGCUCCUCGGUGCCAGAGAAGCAGAGCCGCUGCGUUAACAUCGAGUGGCACCGCUUCAAGUUCGGUCAGGACCAGCUGCUUCUGGCAACGGGCCUGAACAACGGUCGCAUCAAGAUCUGGGAUGUUUACACUGGAAAACUUCUGCUGAAUCUGAUGGACCACACCGAUAUAGUGAGAGACUUGACGUUUGCUCCUGAUGGCAGUCUGAUGCUGGUCUCUGCAUCCAGAGAUAAGACCCUCCGCGUGUGGGACCUCAAAGAUGAUGGUAACAUGGUGAAGGUUCUGAGGGGCCAUCAGAACUGGGUGUACUGCAGCGCCUUCUCUCCCGACUCUUCCAUCCUGUGCUCGGUGGGCGCUGGCAAAGCAGUGUUCCUAUGGAACAUGGAUAAGUUGACCUUGAUGCGGAAGCUGGAAGGGCACCACAAUGACGUGGUGUCUUGUGAGUUCUCACCAGAUGGGGCUCUGUUGGCCACCGCCUCGUAUGACACCAGGGUCAUCGUAUGGGACCCCCACAAGGCCACUGUCCUGCUGGAACUCGGCCAUCUCUUCCCUCCUCCAUCACCCAUUUUUGCUGGAGGGGCAAAUGACCGCUGGGUCCGUUCUGUGAGCUUCUCCCCUGAUGGCCGCCACAUCGCCAGCAUUACGGAUGAUCGGCUGGUUCGUUUCUGGAGCAUCGAGGAGAGGGCUCCUCAGGCUGUCGGCUCUCUCCCCAGCGGCCUCUGCUGUGCCUUCUCUGCUGAUGGAAGUGUCCUUGCUGCUGGGACUCGUGGUGGUAGUGUGCACUUCUGGGAGUGUCCUCGCAGUGUGGCCAGUCUGCAGCACAUUUGUAGGAUGUCGCUGCGCCGUGUUAUGACCACCCAGCAGGUGGAGACCCUGGCUAUUCCUAUGCCGCUCCGUGACUUCCUGACCUACAAAGUCAUCUAACCCCCCGCAUUCACACAUGCAAAUACAUACAUACACACACACACACACACACAUACAUACAGCACCUGCUGACCCAACCGCACUUGCUGCAGCAGCAUGCUGGGAAACAAUGAAUUGUCUUCAGAAAAUCAAUCCCGUUUACUUUUCAUUAAUCUCUGCUGAACAAACAGCAAUCUGACCAGGAGGAAAAGUUGUACUGAAAUACCCCCCAGAUCCCCUCCACAGCAGGAUAUUAUGUUUGGUAAAUAUUUAUUUUUGUACGUACUUUAAGUAAAUGUGUCUUGGACAGAGAACUAUCACACCAGGCCUUUUGCAGGGGCUCCUGCAACUGUUCAGCUCCUCGUCUUCCUGCAUCCAGCUCUCCACCGAGUUCAGUAAACCCUCCAUCUGGCUAGCUCUUUAUGUCAGGUUUGUUGUUGGCCAGUGGGCAAGUCAUAGGGAGGAAUGUCAUAGAGGGGUCUGAUGGAUGGAGGGGUCUGAAGGCCAAUACUCGGCCCUGUGAACUACUAACACAGGAUGUGUCGUAUCUUAGCAGCUAUCAAGCUAGCUCUGGUGCAAUCGAGGGAGCCAGUGGUGCAUCGAGCAGGCAGAUAUUGGGUCAUUGCACAGGUAUUGGUAUCAGCAUAUAUGACAGAAGUUGAAUUACAGUGAUGCCAAAGAUAUUUUUUUCAAACUGUGUAACCAUUCGAUGGUUUUGUCUACCGGGGGGUGGGGAAGUUUGUUUUUCAAUUGCAUAAUGUCCUCUUACUACAUUUCUUGCUUGUAGUUUACUCGUUUAAGGGAGCCGUUGCAUCAUUGUUUGUUUUUUUAAAGCUCAAAUAUCAAUAUCUAUGUUAUUAACAUCUGCCAUUAUACUUCAGUAUUGUCCCGGAGACUCAUCCCACUAUUUGGUUAGUUUAACAGAGGAGCAUCAUAGAGCGCUACGUAUAUCUUAAUUCAUUUGGAUUAUUAUAUGACUAAUACGUUGUAAUCGGUUGAUGUUUGACAUAUUUCACAUUUGCACGUAGAUCAGCACGGCUUCAACUCAGUUCGGUCUGCUGAUCACAACAUUACUUGAAAUGAACUUAUUUUUGGUGUAAAGUUUAGCUGUUGUAAAUACUCGCAUUGUCUUUGCGUUAAAGCUACCCCGUGGAGUCCAUGACCUCUAAGGGCACUAUGGAGUAACGGUGGCUGAGCUGACCACCAUUUUGUUCCCUUUUAACAUGUACGAUGUAGCUCCUCUGACAAUUUGUUGAGGUGGUGCAAAAAGGAUUGAUAAGGAGGGAAAGGAUUGUAGAAACAUUUAAAAGUAAUCUGAACUUCCAAGAAAAACCCACCAGGGUCUCUAUGAAGCCCUUGUUCGUGCAGCCAAAACAUGCCAACUUGCUGUCAUGACAGUUUCAGUGAAUAGUAUAGUAACAGUAGUCAGUCCCCAAUCCCCUGUGUGUUUGAGUUUACUUCUCCAUCUUGUGUCUUGGUGUGUGUGUUUGCCAUUCCAGUACAGAGCCUUGAGUUCAGCGCCAUAUCUGUGUGUAUAUAUAAAAUUGUCAUGUUUAUAAACAAAUUAUAAGGGUGUUCUUUCUGCAUAUGUAUCCAGGUUCUCUGUAAAACAUUAGUGUUUUUGUUAUUGUGUUUUUUUGUUCUCCUUGUAAAUGUGAAAAUGUCGAAAUCACAAAGUUGCAUUUCUCAUGGGUCUAAUACACUUCCACAGUCCAAUCUAGGCUGUGUAAGUGUAAUCGCACCAUUUGCAGUAAAAAUGACAAUAAGCAAAUCCAGCGACCCUGAAAGCUGUCCUCAGCCCAUCCGGUGUUCCAGGCCUUCUUGUUCACUCUCAAUAGAAAUGUAUGCUCCUGAUGAUCCACUGUGACCCUUCACAUUGAGCAGACUGUUUUUGAAUGGGAUGUUCUGGUUGUGGUCUGCAAAAGUUAGUAUUUUCUGAAGAGGCAGCAGUUGAAUAUCCUGCUUCUAUGGUCAAUGCUAAAGGUUUUCCCUGUGGCUGGGCUGCAGUGUACUGGACCACAUUACAUGGCAUCAUUACGCCUAUUACCAUGGUGAUUGGAAAAGCCCACAGUCCUGCCUCUGUGAGAUGCAGUAUAAAACGGAAAGUGUAUGAAUGUACAAAGUUCCUUUUCUUGUAUUUAGUUUAUUUUUGUGUUUGAAUUUUCAGUAAAACCUUUUUUUUUUAAACAAAAUGUAGAUUGUUAUUCAUUUCAGAGAAUGUGUGCAUUGAGCCUAUUAAAAAAAGUUUUGGUACAGGC